Fusarium odoratissimum NRRL 54006 is the source of this 1104-nucleotide messenger RNA. RefSeq lists its product as uncharacterized. The record is from RefSeq and is a predicted model, not a curated record. NCBI's taxonomy places the organism in Eukaryota, Fungi, Ascomycota, Sordariomycetes, Hypocreales, Nectriaceae. The transcript has a single exon. The coding region runs from base 1 to 1104 and encodes 367 amino acids.
AUGGCCGCCGCUCGACAAAGACAGAUACUGUUAGACGUGUCCGAUAACGUACCACCUAUCAGGGACGAGGAGCGACCCGUUUGCGAAGAGUGGCUCCAGUCCAUUGACUUCCUUGCGCCAGGAAAGGACCAGGGCGUGUGGGUUACAAUCGUCCAGAACUGGGAGCAGUUCCUAAAGGCGACAAAGACGAAAAUCACAGGUUCUGGUGCAUCCCGCCGUUAUAUUCAAGGCCCAGCCGCCAAAAAGCGUGAAGCGAUCAAGCAAGCAUUUUGGGAACGAGUAGAUGGACUCGAAGCGUUGGCUGAGCGCUGGCCUGCGAAGGCACGACGGACAAUUAACCAGACCGCAGAGGGGCCUGAUGCCGGGCCAUUCGAAUCGCUCGCGGCCAUCUGGGACUUGGAAAAGAUGAAGAGAUAUCAGUCUAUGUGGACAAGCAUGAUAUGCUUCUUAGUAUGGGCUAUCAAUAAUGACGGAGAUAGUCUAGAGGACAUGGGCUUGGAAUUAGACGAGGCGGUUAAGGAAGACAUCCUCGACAUCGGGAUGGUGGCAGUAACCCCGGCUUCCAGCUGGUUUAUUGGUGACGACACCCCAGAGGAUCUCAUCCAGGCUUUCCUCACCAAACUCAUAACCGAUGAGUCUGUAACGGCGCGCAAGAACCCGCUGCUCUGGUGGACAUCCAUCUUGGUGCGGUCGGCGAUUUCGGACGAUAGGGAGAAGGAUUUUAUUAGUAGGGGAACGAUCAGCAUGAACAUGUUACCGCCAGAUGUGGCCAUUAGGGGCCGUGUAGAGGCUAUCGGACACUACAGCAAAGUCCUUAUUCUCGACAAGGCGUUCAUGGGGUGGCGGACGGGAAGGCCUGACCGGGAGGUCUUGGCCGAGGCGAUAGCCCAGGACCUCAAUGAAGUGGACAAUGAGUGGCUCAAUAUAGAGGACGGACCGCGGCCAGAUGACCGCCUGGACAGACGAACGUGCCAAUCACCAGCGUGGAAGAUAAUGCUGAAGCAUUUGGAGCAGGAAGGGUGCCAGUGGCUAGGCCAAAAGGAGAGGACAACGAUGGGAGAGAUCAGAAGGCUUCUGUCUGCACUGCGGAGAGUGAGUAAUUGA